ACAGGCUUCCAUCAUCAUCCACCUCUGGUUUUCUCCCUUUGUCGUCCUCUUCCGUCUUUCGUUUCGCCGCUUCUCUUUAUAUAAACAACUUCUUCACAUCAAUCCUCACUCAGCCAAGGCCAAACAUAAUUUCAGAUUACUCAUCUUCCAAUUUCCAAAUUUCCAUUUCAUUUUCAAUUACUUUCUAGAAAAAUAUGAGUUCUGCAAGCAGAGCAUGGAUUGUGGCUGCAAGCAUCGGAGCAGUGGAGGCACUCAAAGAUCAAGGUUUCUGCAGAUGGAAUUACGCCACGAGGUGUGUUCAACAACAUGCCAAGAAUAAUAUGAGGUCUUACUCUCAGGCCAAGAAGCUUUCUGCUCCAUCUUCUUCUGCUUUGUGUAAGAAGCUGAGAGAUGAAAAGGCUAAACAGUCUGAGGAAUCAUUGAGAACUGUUAUGUAUUUGGGUUGCUGGGGACCCAAUAACUAAGCUUCGCUUCCCUUUUCAAAGUUUUGUACAUAGAUUAAAUAUAUAAAUUCUAUUUUUUCAGUGAUUAGUUACAUGGGUUAUACAGAA
Messenger RNA from Carica papaya (papaya), 551 nucleotides. RefSeq lists its product as uncharacterized. The record is from RefSeq and is a predicted model, not a curated record. NCBI's taxonomy places the organism in Eukaryota, Viridiplantae, Streptophyta, Magnoliopsida, Brassicales, Caricaceae.